CGUGGUUUUUGGACGGGGGGCGGGGGCAUCCGGGAAUCUUUUUAGGGGGAAGAAGGGCAUGCGGGUGGCGGGACCAGGAAGGUGUUACCGGCCCCGAACAGGUUUUAUAUGUGAUAUGGGCAAUAAUUUAAUUAAGAAUUAAUGAAGCUUUGAAUCUGCUUUGUCCAUUAAUUAAGAUGAUUAAAUCCAAAAUUCUGAAAAGUCACUCAUCUAUUCCUCAUACUGAUGAGGUAACAAUUGCAUGUGAAGAUGGAUCUUUCCAAAAAGCAGAGCAGAAGACAAGAAUUCUAGGUCUUGAAGAAGCAAAACAAUUAGCCAAAAAUCAGGUCUUAGUAUCUGACUUUAAACAACAGAAACUUGAGAAAGAAGCACAAAAGAACUGGGAUCUAUUCUACAAAAGGAACAGCACCAAUUUUUUCAAGGACAGACACUGGACAACUAGAGAGUUUGAAGAAUUAAAAGCCUGCCGUAAAUUUGAAGAUCAAAAAUUGACAAUUCUGGAAGCAGGUUGUGGUGUUGGGAACUGUUUAUUUCCACUUCUAGAAGAAGAUUUGAAUAUGUUUGCUUAUGCUUGUGACUUCUCUCCCCGAGCAGUGGAAUAUGUAAAACAAAAUCCUCUAUAUGAUGCCAAAAGAUGCAAAGUAUUCCAGUGUGACCUGACCAAAGAUGAUCUUGUGGAAAAUGUACCAUUAGAGUCAGUGGAUGUGAUUAUGUUAAUAUUUGUACUUUCUGCCAUUCAUCCUGAAAAGAUGCAUUUAGUUUUGAAAAAUAUUUAUAAGGUAUUAAAACCAGGUAAAUAUGUCCUAUUCAGAGAUUAUGGCCUUCAUGAUCAUGCAAUGCUGAGGUUUAAAUCUGCUUGCAAAUUGGAAGAAAACUUCUACGUACGACAAGAUGGAACCAGAUCAUACUUUUUUUCUGAUGAAUUUUUGGCAGAACUUUUCCUGUCUGUGGGAUAUGAAGAAAUAGUCAAUGAAUAUGUGUUUCGAGAAACUCUGAACAAAAAAGAAAAUAUAUGUGUGCCAAGAGUUUUUCUCCAAAGCAAAUUUCGAAAGCCUCAGAAAUAAGUUUUUGCUGAAAAAUUGUUGGGCUAUUUUCUUAUAUUAGUCAAUUUAAACCAAGUUUUAUAUCAGGCCUGUGGGACAAAAUAAGCCUAGCACUUGCCUAGUCCUCUUCUAUUGAUACAAUCCUGAAGACAGUGGAAGCCUCUGCUUCUUGAGAACUUGAGAGACCGCCUACUGCCAAUUACCUCCUCUCGACCAAUCAGAUCCCAUAGAUUAGGCCUCCUCCGAGUU
This is a messenger RNA of Thamnophis elegans (Western terrestrial garter snake), 1292 nucleotides long. It is a transcript of the gene METTL6, whose product is annotated as methyltransferase like 6. Lineage: Eukaryota; Metazoa; Chordata; Lepidosauria; Squamata; Natricidae. The record is from RefSeq and is a predicted model, not a curated record. The transcript has 6 exons. The coding region runs from base 177 to 1064 and encodes 295 amino acids.